Molecule: messenger RNA, 306 nt
Organism: Helobdella robusta
Lineage: Eukaryota; Metazoa; Annelida; Clitellata; Rhynchobdellida; Glossiphoniidae
Exons: 1
Coding region: 1-306 (101 amino acids)
Source: RefSeq, a predicted model, not a curated record
AUGGACAAUAACAAUUUAAUUCAAUGUUGCUGCGGAAGGUUCUGCAAAAGUCGCAAGGGAUUAAAAAUGCACCAACGUUCGUGCAAAACACAUAAACAACUUCAAUUAACUAACGAUGAGGAAAACGCCGUCGUAACAUCAACCCCGAAGUCGCCAUCACCUUCGCCAUCGUCGGAUGUUCAACAACAACCUACGACAUCAAGCCACCAGACACUACAAAAUGUUGAAAACACUGAAAUGCCUCUCCUUGGAAUCAGACUUCCACGAAACCCUGCUCAAUGGCUUGAGGCCAACGCGUAUUUUUAA